AUGGUAGUUUUGCAGGGCGAUUUUUUGUGGCUCGAACGGGGCUCGAGCAGUCGUUUUAGCCUCCCAACUGGAGCACGAAUUGUACAAAUUGAAGGUGACAAAAUGAAAGUUCUGGAUGAUUAUGGACAAGUAAGUGCUUGCCAAGUUUAA
Messenger RNA from Gongylonema pulchrum, 150 nucleotides. NCBI's taxonomy places the organism in Eukaryota, Metazoa, Nematoda, Chromadorea, Rhabditida, Gongylonematidae. The record is from the annotation of a GenBank genome assembly.